AUGUUACGAAUUAGCCACUUGGCAAACGUAACGAGAUUACCGCAAAACGUGAGAAAGUUUUACAUUAGAAAAUUAUUUGUCGAACCGAAAGGUUGUUCAACGCGAGUGAUUUGUCGUGUUCUAUGUUAUCAAAAACCCGUUAAAAAAUUUAACUGGGGUAAAAAUAAACCUCAUAGAAAAAUACCAUUAAAGGAAUUUUUUAAAAUGGAUCCGAAAUUGGAAGAAGUAUUAAGUCCGUUUAGAGCUGCCGUCAAAGAACAGGGAGAUUUGGUAAGAAGUUUAAAAGCACAAAAUGCCCCUGACAUAGACAUUCAAAAAGCAGUUGCUGAACUUAAAGCAAGGAAAAAGUUAUUGGAAGAUAAGGAAAUUGAACUUUCUCCAAGCGUUUCAACAUUCGAUAGAAGCAAAAUGGAGGAUUUGUUAAAAAGAAGAUUUUUUUACGAUCAGUCUUUUGCUAUAUAUGGUGGAAUAACUGGUCAAUUUGAUUUCGGUCCCAUGGGUUGUGCCUUGAAAAGUAACAUUUUGUCAACAUGGAGAAGUUUUUUCAUUUUAGAAGAACAAAUGUUGGAAGUUGAUUGUGCUAUUUUAACACCAGAACCUGUUUUAAAGACUUCUGGUCAUGUUGACAAAUUUGCCGAUUACAUGGUAAAAGAUGUCAAAACCGGUGAAUGCUUUAGACUUGAUCAUUUAAUUAAAGCUUCUUUAAAUAAAUUAUCAUCUGACAAAAAAACUCCUCAAAAUGUCAAAGAUGAGUGCGAAGAUAUUUGUGUCAAGCUGGAUGGCAUGACAAGAGAUGAAAUGGGUGCAAUAUUAAAAAAAUACAAAAUAAAAUCUCCACUAUCUGGUAAUGAUUUAACCGAACCUGUAGACUUCAGUUUAAUGUUUGAAACUUCGAUAGGUCCGACGGGUUUAACCAAAGGUUACCUUAGGCCUGAAACAGCCCAAGGUAUUUUUGUUAAUUUUAAGAGAUUGUUAGAAUUCAAUCAAGGUAAAUUACCUUUUGCCGCUGCUCAAGUCGGCCAAGCGUUCAGAAAUGAAAUCUCGCCAAGAUCAGGACUAAUAAGAGUGAGAGAAUUCACAUUAGCAGAAAUUGAAUAUUUUUGUGAUCCCUCUGAUAAAAGUUAUCCCAAAUUUCAAAACUUGGCCAACACGAUACUAAAUUUAUAUUCGGCAUGUAAUCAACUCGAUGGAAAAUCUGCCGAAAAGAUGACAAUUCAUGAUGCUGUUAAAAAUGGAGUCGUUGCGAAUGAAGCAUUGGGUUAUUUUAUGGCCAAAAUUCAAUUGUUUUUAUUGAAAGUCGGUAUCAAUCCAGAGAGAGUUAGAUUUAGGCAACACAUGAGUAACGAAAUGGCUCAUUAUGCAACUGAUUGUUGGGAUGCUGAAUGUUUGACCUCUUAUGGUUGGAUUGAAUGCGUGGGAUGUGCAGAUAGAUCAGCUUUUGACUUGACACAACACAGCAAAGCAACAGGUAUUAAAUUAAUAGCUGAAAAAAGCUUACCAGAACCCAAGACGGUGACGAUAACCGAAGUCAUUUCCAACAAGGCUUCCAUUGGAAAAGUUUUCAAAAAGGAUGCGAAAGCGAUCACGACAGCAUUGUCAUCUCUUUCACUAUUUGAAAUGGAAGAGGUUAAAAAUCAUUUAGAACAAAAAGGUUCGUACGAUUUGAAAAUUAACGGUAAUUCAUUUAAUUUACCCAAAGCCAUGAUCGAAGUUAAAACUCAGCAAAAGGUUGUUCACGUCGAAGAAAUAACACCCAACGUUAUCGAACCAUCUUUCGGAAUUGGAAGAAUCAUUUAUGCAUUAUUCGAACAAUCUUUUAAAACGAGAGAACUCGACGAGCAAAGAACGUUUCUUUCACUCCCUCCUUUGGUGGCACCCAUCAAAUGUUCCAUACUACCGUUGAGUGGAAAAGUCGAAUUUGUUCCAUUCGUUAAAAAAUUAUCCGAAGAAUUGACAAAGUUAGAUAUAUCUUACAAAGUGGACGAUUCCGCGGGAAGUAUCGGAAAACGUUACGCGAGAACAGACGAAAUCGCCAUACCUUUCGGCGUGACGAUCGAUUUCGACACGUUGCAAUCACCGCACACGGUCACGUUAAGAGAAAGGGAUUCAAUGACUCAAGUCAGAGUUCCAGUCGAGGAUAUUCCAGAUUUAGUUUCUAAUUUAUCCAAAUCGAAAAUAACGUGGAAUGAAGUGACACAAAAAUAUCCAAAAUUCGAACAACAAGAUUCAGUAAAAUCUUAG
Messenger RNA from Pediculus humanus corporis (human body louse), 2241 nucleotides. RefSeq names its product glycyl-tRNA synthetase, putative. Gene Ontology annotation, molecular function: glycine-tRNA ligase activity; ATP binding. Lineage: Eukaryota; Metazoa; Arthropoda; Insecta; Psocodea; Pediculidae. Gene Ontology annotation, cellular component: cytoplasm; mitochondrion. The coding region runs from base 1 to 2241 and encodes 746 amino acids. The record is from RefSeq and is a predicted model, not a curated record. The transcript is spliced from 11 exons. Gene Ontology annotation, biological process: mitochondrial glycyl-tRNA aminoacylation.